Plasmodium berghei ANKA is the source of this 597-nucleotide messenger RNA. Its product is annotated as tetratricopeptide repeat protein, putative. The coding region runs from base 1 to 597 and encodes 198 amino acids. The transcript has 4 exons. NCBI's taxonomy places the organism in Eukaryota, Apicomplexa, Aconoidasida, Haemosporida, Plasmodiidae. The record is from RefSeq and is a predicted model, not a curated record. Gene Ontology annotation, molecular function: protein binding.
AUGAUCGACGAUUUAGACCCAGAGGAACUAAAAGAGGAGGGAAAUAUUAAGUGGAAAAAUGGUGAAAUAGACGAUGCUAAUUCGUUAUGGAGGACGGCACUAAAGGAAUGCAUAAAAUAUUCAAUGAGAGGUUUUCCGACAAAAAAAAACAGAGAUAUGCAAAUGGCUCUUCGCCUGAACUUGUCACUAUAUCAUUUCAAGAAAAUGGAAUACGCGGAUUGCAUCAACCAAUGUAAUAUCGUUCUAGAAAAUAUCCCAGAAUUAAAUGAUAUCAUGAAUUAUUAUGCCGAUGAUAAAAAGUAUGAACAUAAUGAUACAGCCAAUUUGAUAAAUAAUGAACAAGCCGAAGCUAAAUAUGAUAUUAAAAGGGAUACCCUUACAAAAAUAUUUCUUAGGAGAGCAAAUUCCUAUCUAUUUUUGCAAGACUUUGAUAAAUGCAGAGAAAAUAUAAUGUUAAUAAAAAAAAUUGACAAAGAAAAUGGAGAAGCAAUAUGCUUGGAAAAAAAACUGAAAAUUGAAGAGAUUGAUUAUGAGAAAAAACAAAAAGAAUUAUAUAGAAAAAUGUGUGACACAACUCGGAAAGAAAGCAUAAAAUGA